AUGGGGUUAAAGAGUUCGGGAACUGAAAUUGUUAAGCAUGGGCUUUUUGGAGGGAUAGAAACUACAGAACAGCAUAAUCGUUAUUCUGUGCUCUUGAGUAGUCUUGAUCGGAAGCAUAGUUUUCAAAUUGAAGUAAUGGAUCAGAAGAAAAUUUGCGCUUUUAUUCCGAAGGCUAAGACAGGUCAGUGUAUUAAAAUUUUGAAGCGGGCUGGUAUAUUUUUGAGUGAUAUAUCGUCAAUGAGUAAAACAUGUUUGUAUGAAGAAAAUAAUAAUGAAAUACACAUGUUGUUAGGAGCGAAUAUAGCGGAUAAAUUAUACGCGAAUGGAAUCAGACAUUUUUCGAACGGUUUAGUUGCUGUUAAAACUAAGUUGGGAUGGACACUCAUGGGAAAAGACUCAAAUAAAGCUAACGUAGAUAAUUCACUGUUACUGUUAUCUCAUCAUGUUAAUGACGCUAAAAUAAAUGAUUUGUGGAAUUUAGAUUCUUUGGGAAUUCUUGAUCCAAGUGAGAAAAUAAAUAAAAAAGAAGCCCAAGAAUUGGCGUUAAAGCAUUUUAGAGGUACAAUAGGAAGGCAAGAGGAUGGGAGAUAUAUUGUUUCUUUACCGUGGAGGGCAAUCCAGAAAAGACUAAUUUAUCGCCACGCUCGUGUCGUUUUUGGCGUAAGUUGCAGCCCUUUUCUUCUGGCCGGUACACUUGCUUACCAUCUCGAUCAAGCCCCAGAUGAACUUAAAGAAACUGCGCAAAAACUUAGAGAUUCUCUUUAUGUGGAUAAUUGUGAGGCUAGCGUAGACAGCGUAGCAGAAUUAGAAAAUUUCCGUGAACAUUCUUGUAGGCUUUUAUCAUCCGCAAAAUUUGAUCUUAGAGGUUGGCAGAGUAAUGCAUUAAUUCCUGAAAUCGCUAACUUGGAAAAAAGUGAACCGGUGUCGGUUUUAGGACUUUUGUGGAACACCACUGAAGACACGCUGUCGUGCGAUGUCAGAAAAAUAACAAUAGAUGGACCAAUCACAAAAAGAACUAUUUUGUCCGUUACACAUCAAAUUUUCGAUCCGAUUGGUUUUACUUGCCCAAUAACUUUGAUACCCAAAAUAAUUUUACAAGAAUGUUGGAAAAUCAAAGCUUCGUGGGAUUCUCGGCUUCCCGAUGAAUUAGUGAAGCGUUUCGAAAAGUGGAAAAAUGAGAUUGCAAAAUUGUACAGUCUAAAAAUAUCCCGACGUUUAUCCAAAUUGCCAUUUACUCUUAAAGACAUAACUUUACACAUUUUUUGUGAUGCUUGCAAGACAUCUUAUGCUACGUGCAUAUAUUUUAGAGUGGAACAGGUUGGAUCCCCAGUAACUUGUCAUUUGAUUGCCGCUAGAGCUAGAGUUGCUCCUUUAAAAAAGAUUACGAUUCCUCGUCUUGAACUUUUAGCUUGUUCGAUUGGAGCUAGAUUAGCAAACACCAUCAUAUGCGACUUACGUCUCGAAGCCGUAAAAACUGUCUUUUGGUCAGAUUCUAUGAAUGUGCUAUUUUGGAUAAAAAAGGAAGGCCCGUGGGCAACAUUCGUAGAAAAUCGUGUUCAAGAAAUCAGAAGACUGACAAAAAUUGAACAGUGGAGAUUCGUACCAGGAGUAAUGAACGUAGCUGACAUUCCGUCCCGAGGAUGUACCUUAGGAAAGCUAUUGCGUACGGAAUGGCUGUGCGGACCGGACUGGUUGAAGAGAUCUGCCGAAUAUUGGCCGAAAGACGAAUUUCUGCCUGCCAUGGAAGUAGUGAACGCAGAAAAGAAGAAAGUUAUAAUCACAGCUACUAACUCCGAAGAUAAGGGAAAAUACUACUACAGAUAUUCUUCUUACGUUAAACUACUACGAAUCACCGCGUGGAUUUACAGAUUUGUAGAAAAUUGUAAAAAAUCCAAAAAAGAUAGACGAUUUGGUGUUCUUGACAGUAAAGAGCUUCAAAAGGCUGAACAAGUAAUUUUAAAGCAAAUUCAAUCAGAAGCUUUUGGAAGAAAUCCUGACGCAAGAUUAAGAUCGAUCAAUACAAUCGUAGGCGACGAUGCCUUGAUUCGAGUGAAAACGAAGAUAUUUUUUAGAGAUGAUGACAUGCAUUUUCGGCUUCCAGUUGUACUUCCCUCCGAACACCCGGUUGUCCUUAGUCUCAUUCGGUGGAAACAUAAAGAGUUAGGACAUUGUGGCGUACAACUGCUUAUGUCAGCGCUUCGAGAAAAGUACUGGAUUUUGAAAAGCCGGAAAACCAUUAAGAAGGCAAUCAAGUUCUGUACCGUGUGUCGAAGAUUCAACUCUAAACCGCCCGAAGUUCAGGAAAGUGUUUUACCGGAAAAUCGUGUAAAAGAUGCAUCAGUUUUCGAAAUUCUAGGAAUAGAUCUAGCAGGACCCUUGAUCCUCAAAGAUAACUCAAAAGUUUGGAUUUUGAUUUUCACCUGUGCUGUUUUUAGAGCUGUUCAUGUUGAGAUGUUGACUUCAGUGUCUACAGAUAACUUUCUUUUGGGGUUGAGGAGAUUCAUCGCGAGAAGAGGCAGACCGUCAAUUAUCUAUUCCGAUAACGGAAAGAACUUCGUUGGCGCAAAAAACCAAUUAAGCAAGAUUUAUUGGAAAAAGAUUCAAGAUGAAACUACUGCUUCUUCUAUUGCUUGGAUUUUUAUCCCCCCUUCUGCUCCCUGGUGGGGAGGAUUUUGGGAAAGGUUAGUAGGAGUUUUGAAGAGAAUUUUAAGAAAAGUUUUGGGUCAAACAUCGUUGGAUUAUGAAGAGAUGUUAACAGUCCUCUGCGACUGUGAGAGUAUCAUAAAUUCGCGACCGUUGACUUACGUUAGUGAUGACGUUCAAGAUCUUACCCCGAUUACACCUUCUAUGUUUUUGCAAGAGAUUAGAGAAAUCGGUGUUCCAGACUUAGAUGUGCUGGAUCAUCAGAAAUUAAUUAAACGUCACGCGUAUACACAGAAAAUACGAAAAGAUCUCCGUUCGAGAUUUCGAGUGGAAUAUCUCGGACAGUUGCGACAACCUGUGACUAAUAGAAAUAAUUCUCCAGUUCUAAAAGUUGGUGACUUAGUUAUCGUGUGGACAGAUAACUGUAAAAGAAUUGACUGGCCACUCGGAAGAGUUCUAGAAGUGUUCACAAGUAAGGAUGGAUGUGUGCGAGUUGCUAAAGUCAAGACAAAAACGGGUGUCUUCAUUCGUCCUGUUAAAAAGUUGUGUUCUCUGGAGUUGGGAGCGGUGUCAUCUUGUGAGCUUCAAAAGUUAAAACCCCCUCCUGUGACUGUUCUUGAGGAUUUGUGUUGCACCACCACCACCAGUUCAUCACCUAGCCUGACAGCAUUGAAGUUGAGUUCCGGAGUCCCGAGCGCUGAACUCAAGGUGGGGAGUGUGGAAAACGCCCAAGAACUGAACUGA
This is a messenger RNA of Uloborus diversus, 3387 nucleotides long. RefSeq lists its product as uncharacterized. The record is from RefSeq and is a predicted model, not a curated record. Bases 1 to 3387 code for a protein of 1128 amino acids. Lineage: Eukaryota; Metazoa; Arthropoda; Arachnida; Araneae; Uloboridae. Gene Ontology annotation, biological process: DNA integration. The transcript is spliced from 2 exons. Gene Ontology annotation, molecular function: nucleic acid binding.